Messenger RNA from Lactuca virosa, 1721 nucleotides. Lineage: Eukaryota; Viridiplantae; Streptophyta; Magnoliopsida; Asterales; Asteraceae. The record is from the annotation of a GenBank genome assembly.
GUGUCAUGGCCAUGUGUAAAAUUGCAUCAUAUUAUACCUAACAUAAUUAACUUGUAUAUUAAUUGUACAUAUCAUAUGUUAAUUAUAGUUGUCUCCCCCCUUUGGAGGUCAAUACUACGCGUUUCCCGGAAGUACUUCAUAUAGACGAUGACUUUCGUAGGGAACCCAGUAUUAUAAAUUGAUGUCUAACCUUCCUUCAACAAUCCUUUCAUAGAUAUAUACUAAGAAAAGCGACUGUUGGGAUCAGCAUCAACCAGAUUUAGAAAUAAGUUGUGGAUAAAUUGAGUGCAGGGGAGUAAGCCACCGGAGAGAUGAAUCCUCCACGUCCACUGCCCCCACCGAGCCCCUCAACCCCCCAGCAGCAGCUGCAUCUAGAGCACCAGCAGCAGAACCAAGUCAUGGUUCAAAUUCCUCAGCAACCACCAACACACCCGAAUACUCAGCCACAACCAGGCUUACCACCAACACACCCGAAUACUCAUCUACCAACACUGCCAGAAAAUCUACCUAGACUAGAACUAAUCAAUGGAAAUAGAGAAGAGUACCUCAAUAUUGGAGUUCCACUUUAUGAAGCGUCAAUCAAAGGAGAUUGGAAAGCUGCCGAAGCCAUCCUUGAAACAAGACCAGAGCUGGUACGAUCUGCAAUCACUGAAAAUUUUGAAACACCGCUUCACAUUGCAGCAUCUGCACGAAGCACCAAAUCAGUGGAAGAAUUUGUUAAAAAUCUAGUAACUAAGAUGGAUAAGAAGGAUCUUGAAUUACAAAAUAAAAGUUACAACACUGCUCUCAGUUUGGCAGCCACUGCAGGAAAUGUUGAAACCGCAAAGAUAAUGGUGAAGAAGAAUAAAGCCGUGCUAGAAAUUCCUGGUAGUCAAGGAAUGAUGCCACUCUAUGUAGCUGCUUUAUUUGCAAGAGACAAAAUGGUUAGGUAUCUUUAUUAUGAGAUUCCCAAUAGCAUGUUAGGAGAUUAUUGGAAAGAUGAAAAUCGGGGAUGGGUUCUUCAGAAAUGUGUUGAAGCCGAUCUCUUCGAUGUUGCUCUAAGAAUAGUCAACGACCAUCCCAAACUCACCUCGAAUAAAAGACUACUCAGAGAUAUACUUGUAGUUUUGGCUAAGAAGACCGAUGCAUUUAAGGAAAAAAAGCCACAUAUUAUCUUGGGAACUAUCAAGUCAAUUUUUGCAGUAUUUCACGUGAAGCUGGGGCCUGAUGAAAGAGAAAGUGACGCUCUGCAAUUAUUAAAAAUCAUUUGGAAACAGGUUGUCAUAAUGCCUAAGAGAGAUAUCGAUGACAUAAUUCGAGGGCCACCUGCAACUAUUGAAGAGCAGAAAAAGAAAAAGACACAUUACCCUUCCCGGGUACUUUUCGUUGCUGCCAAAAUGGGUAACAUAAAAUUUAUAAGUGAGCUCAUUCGGUCAUAUCCAGAUCUAAUAUGGAAGGUAGAUGAAAAAGGGCUAAGUAUGUUUCAUAAAGCUGUCAAACGUCGUCAAGAAAAGAUCUACAAUUUGUUAUAUGAAAUAGGCUCAAUGAAAGAUUUAAUAACCCCUAUCAAAGAUGAAGAUGGCAAUAAUAUGUUGCAUUUAGUUGGGAAGAGUGCUAAGCCAAAUCGAUUUCAAAACGUGUCAGGAGUUGCUCUACAAAUGCAACGAGAGUUAUUAUGGUUCGAGGAAGUAAAGCAGAUAAUCCCUCCUUCUUACAGACAAAAGGAAAAAUUUUGCUGGUGA